Molecule: messenger RNA, 2648 nt
Organism: Puntigrus tetrazona (Sumatra barb)
Lineage: Eukaryota; Metazoa; Chordata; Actinopteri; Cypriniformes; Cyprinidae
Gene: wasla
Product: WASP like actin nucleation promoting factor a
Biological process (GO): actin filament organization
Molecular function (GO): actin binding
Source: RefSeq, a predicted model, not a curated record
UCCUGCUGCCAUGUUGGAUUGAAGGAUCGUUAUUGCUUUAGGAGUUCGGAAUGAAAGUUUAUAUUAUGCAGUCUGUCAAAAGUGAGCGAAUUAAAGAAUAAAUAACCCACAGGAGUACGCGAGUCGCGUCCGCACCCCCAGCGCAUUGAGGACCACACUGCGUCGGCUCUGCUUGCGUGCGGAAUUCCUUACGGGAUGAACGGAGCGCAGGCCAUGUUGAUCUGUGAUUGCACAUGAAAUAAUCUAAUACGAGACAAACGCUCAAGUUCAUCCGCCUCAUCCGUCGACAUGAGCGGCCACCCGCCCCAGAGGAGGGUGGCAAACGUGGGCUCUAUGCUUCUGACCCCGCAGGAGAACGAGUGUCUGUUCAACUACCUGGGCAGGAAAUGCAUCACAUUGUGCUCAGCGGUGGUCCAGGUGUACGGAGCGGACAGGGGCUCGUCCUGGAUCAAGAGGUGCUGUGGUGUGGCCUGUUUGGUGAAAGACAACCCUCAGAGGUCUUAUUUUAUCCGUGUCUUCGAUAUCAAGGACGGAAAAACAAGAUUUGAGCAGGAGCUUUAUAAUAAUUUCGCCAUCAGUAGUUCGAGAGCCUACUUCGUUACUUUCUCCGGAGAUUCUUGUCAGAUGGGCCUCAACUUUGCCAGUGAAGAGGAAGCCAAACGAUUUCGGAGCGCACUCAACGAACUGCUCAACAGACGACAGAGGAAAACUGAGAAAAGGCGUGACCCACCAAAUGGACCCACUCUCCCGAUGGCGACGGUGGACAUCAAGAACCCCGAGAUAAACAACAAGCUUAACGUGUCCCACAUGAAUAACAUGGUGCACAGUGGCCUUAACAAGAAGGAGAAGAAGGUCAAGGGCAAGAGGAAGAAGCUGACAAAAGCUGACAUUGGGACACCGAGCAACUUCCAGCACAUUGGUCAUGUAGGAUGGGAUCCAAACACAGGCUUCGAUUUGAAUAAUUUAGACCCUGAGCUGAAGAACCUGUUUGACAUGUGUGGCAUCUCCGAGGCCCAGCUCAAAGACAAGGAGACGUCGAAGGUCAUCUACGACUUCAUUGAGAAGAAGGGCGGCGUAGAGGCUGUGAAGAAUGAGCUGAGGAGACAAGGUGAGACUGAUCGCCGUCGUAUUCACUCCACCCCGCCUCCACCCUCCCGGGCGGCCCACCACCCCACCCCUCCACACACUUCUGGACCCCCACCUCCACCACCCCCAGCGGGACGAGGAGCUCCACCCCCUCCACCUUCAAGGGCCCCCACGAGCGCUCCCCCUCCGCCGCCUCCAUCCCGGCCCAGCAUGGGAGCGCCUCCUCCACCACCUCCCAGCAGAGGGCAUCCCUCCUCUCCUCCGCCUGCCCCUGCCUCCAUGCCCCCCCCUCCACCACCACCUCCGUCCGGAGGAGCCGCCCCGCCUCCACCUCCUCCUCCGCCGCCUCCUCCCGGACCACCUCCACCCCCUGAGAUGGAUGGAGGCCCUGGUGAAUCAACGCCCUCGCCCAUGGGCGGGAAGUCGGCUCUGCUGGAGCAAAUCAGGGAGGGCACUCAGUUAAAGAAAGUGGAGCAAAACAACAGGCCAGUGUCGUCCACAGGACGUGACGCACUACUCGACCAGAUCCGACAGGGCAUCCAGCUCAAAACGGUAUCAGAUAAUGACUCAGGACCACCCACCCCUGCUCAGUCAGCAGGCAUUGUUGGAGCUCUGAUGGAGGUGAUGCAAAAGAGGAGCAAAGCCAUCCACUCCUCAGAUGAAGAUGAGGAUGACGAUGAUGAUGAAGACUUUGAGGAUGAUGACGAAUGGGAUGAUUAAUCCCGCAACACUAACCCCACCCAAUAGAGUAAAUGAUACUAAAUUCUCACUUCCCCAAAUUUUACGCUCAUUCUGUGUUUUGUUUUUUGUUUUUGUUUUUUCAAAUCGCUGUAUAUUUUUGUUGCCUUUUUUUUUUUUUUUUUUUUUUUUUUUUUUUUUUUUUUAAUAAUCUGUGCAAUACCUCAUGUAAUCUGUAAAGUAUUGUCAUUUAUCCUCUGUAAAAUAAUCUCCUGGAAUAACCAUGUGAAGUUUUAUGCCAGGAUUCAUAAUUUGUUGACCUGAAUGUUUUUGUUUCCCCUGCGAGUGGGGAAAGGGAGAUGGACGGGACGCUCGAUGUCCUUAUUAAUUGUUGAUUAAUGAUUUAGAUAACACUAUUUUCAUACCCUACUUUUCUGUACCUUCGAUUUUCUUAUUCAAAUCCUAGUUUAGCAUUCUUAGAUUUGGUAAGAGGUUCUCCUAUCGGAAUAUGUAUGUCCCCUGUAUUGUUUCCCCUUGUAAAUGUACACCAGGCUGAUAUAUUGAGGCUAUAUAUAUUUUUGCACGAAUAACAACAAGAAGUUCACUACAGGAUGAGAACACAUUGGCUGAACACGUUAAAUAUGAUUUCUGUGGUAAUCACGAUCAGCGUCACACUACAUUGCACGUCACAGAAUAGGCAGUUCUGAGUUUUUGAUUUCACUUUAUUAACAAGAAAAUAAUAUACGGUAGAUUCAAACCUGCAAAGUCGUGAGUACAGCUUGCUCCUGAAUGUGAAAAAAACCAUCAAUUCACAAAUGUAGAGUUUCAGUCAUAUCAAGGAAAAACAGAAAGAAAGCACUUCACAAAAAAAAAAAAAUUAACUU